AUGGCAGCCCUUACAAGAAUAGAUCUGCCAUCCCUCACCAAAAUCGCCUCUGGAAAAGUUCGCGAUCUAUUCACCCUCCCAGAACCCAAUACCCUCCUUUUCGUGGCUUCAGACCGUCUUUCAGCCUUUGACGUCGUCAUGACCAAUGGCAUCCCCAACAAGGGUGCUAUCCUCACUCUCAUCUCGGCGCACUGGUUUCGCCUUCUUUCAGAGCGCAUACCCAACCUUCGCACACACUUCAUCAGCCUAGGGGCUCCCAAUGGCAAUGUUCUUACGCCCGCUGAGGAAACCUACGUCAAGAACCGCAGCAUGCAGGUCCGCAAGCUGGAGGUUCUUAAAAUCGAAGCCAUUGUACGGGGUUAUAUCACGGGCAGCGCAUGGAAAGAGUACCAAGCCCAGGGGACGGUUCACGGGCUCGCCAUGCCCAAGGGUAUGCAGCUCAGCCAAAAAUUUCCUCACGCCAUCUACACGCCCUCCACCAAGGCUGAUGCUGGUGCCCACGAUGAGAACAUUCAUCCUGAUGAUGCAUGGAAGGAGAUUGGUGAUAAGGAGACGGCUGACAAGGUGCAAGAAUUGGCACUUACCAUUUACAAUACUGCAGCUGCCUAUGCGGAGGAGAGGGGUAUUAUCAUUGCUGAUACCAAGUUUGAGUUUGCGAGGGAUCAGGAGGGAAACAUUUACUUGGUGGAUGAGGUGUUGACACCGGAUUCGUCGAGAUUUUGGCCAAAAGACGGGUACGAGCUCGGAAAGGAGCAGGAUAGCUUUGAUAAGCAGUAUGUGCGCAACUGGCUCAUCAAGGAAGGGUUGAAGGCUAAAGAAGGAGUGGCCAUUCCGGAGGAUAUUGUCAAGGCCACCGAAGAGAAGUACCGGGAUGCGUUUUACAAGCUGACGGGAGAGAAAUUUGAAGACGCGGCUGCUAAGCAGUAA
Messenger RNA from Ustilaginoidea virens, 927 nucleotides. RefSeq lists its product as uncharacterized. The transcript has a single exon. Gene Ontology annotation, cellular component: cytoplasm. Gene Ontology annotation, biological process: 'de novo' IMP biosynthetic process. The coding region runs from base 1 to 927 and encodes 308 amino acids. Gene Ontology annotation, molecular function: phosphoribosylaminoimidazolesuccinocarboxamide synthase activity. The record is from RefSeq and is a predicted model, not a curated record. Lineage: Eukaryota; Fungi; Ascomycota; Sordariomycetes; Hypocreales; Clavicipitaceae.